AUGGCGCUAAUACAGCGCAGGAACACCAUCAGGUAUUCAUCCUGCAAAAUGCAGCGCAAGCGCUCAAGGACGGAGUACGCACGAGCGCUGUCUGUGCGCUACCAGAAGGUCACUUGUUCAUGUGCAGGAUCCCGGAGCCUAGACCAAGGCCGACUGUUCGAAGGGGACAUAAUACUACCAGGUGAUUCCUUGGGUGACAGAACUGCAGUGCCCAGAGACACGAAGCUAUGGCCCAAGGGAAUCAUUCCAUACGUCUUCGAACCGAGGCCAAAUCGGCAAAAGAGGCUCAUCCGGGAAGCCAUGGAACAAAUCGAAGCCGUGAGCUGCCUGCGUUUCGUGAACCGCACGACGGAGCGUGACUACGUCUACAUAGACCGCAACGACACAUGCGGAUCGUACGUCGGCCGCAAAGGAGGCCGCCAGCCUUUGUCAUUGGGGCUUGGCUGCAUGCAAAUCGGCUCGGUGAUGCACGAGCUCCUGCACGUCGUAGGCUUCCACCACGAGCACUCGAGAUCCGACAGGGACGAGUACAUUGAUGUCUUCCUGGACAAUGUGCAACGAGGGCGUGAGCACAAUUUCAACAAGAUGAGGCCCUUCGAGCACCGGCUGCUUUCGCCUUUCGACAUGGAUUCGAUAAUGCUGUACGGCUCGGAGUUCUUCGCACGUGCACCGGGCCUGUUCACCUUGUUGGCAAAGGACGGCAGCCGGCUGGAGGCGGUCUUCAACAAAAAGAGAAUCAGCGACAGCGACAUCCGUCGCAUUCGCAUGCUCUACCGCUGCUGAAGACUGCAUCGCUGCCUUUAAGACACAAUAACUUUAUUGAUUGUGGUUAAUUAGGCGUACUGUCAGUGCAAUACGAGAUUUUUGCAGGAUGAAGGCAGAGUACUGUCUGUCGCACUGUGAUCCAGAUGAAUUCCUGCGGUACGAUAUAGAGUAGCCUUGGUGCGGUAUAAGUGUGCAGUAACACAGUCAAUAGACCAUCGCGAUGUUAGGCGUAUCCCAUGAGAUUAUAGUAUAGACAACUUUGCGCACUCUGCCAUCUGGCUCCGAAGAGGUAGCCCGUGUUUGUUGGCAUGCAGUUAUCAUUUGCCCGGUCCACUGCUGAUGCACAGGUGACUAUAUACUCAACGGGGAGCACUCAAAAUACCGAGAAAUAUACUAAAUGCAACUGUGCUCAGUGCACGCGUAACGAAGCAGUACGAUGAAGAAUUGUUUCAGCAGUUUCGAGGCAGUCAGCACAAGAACACAAGUGACAACACAAGAUUCUUUUUUUACGGAGCAUUAUAUGACAACGACUGGUAUCCUCUGUAUCGA
Messenger RNA from Rhipicephalus sanguineus (brown dog tick), 1314 nucleotides. Its product is annotated as astacin-like metalloprotease toxin 5. The coding region runs from base 1 to 783 and encodes 260 amino acids. The record is from RefSeq and is a predicted model, not a curated record. NCBI's taxonomy places the organism in Eukaryota, Metazoa, Arthropoda, Arachnida, Ixodida, Ixodidae. Gene Ontology annotation, biological process: proteolysis. The transcript is spliced from 5 exons. Gene Ontology annotation, molecular function: zinc ion binding; metalloendopeptidase activity.